This is a messenger RNA of Colletotrichum destructivum, 1129 nucleotides long. RefSeq names its product Putative glycoside hydrolase family 16, concanavalin A-like lectin/glucanase domain superfamily. The record is from RefSeq and is a predicted model, not a curated record. Gene Ontology annotation, biological process: carbohydrate metabolic process. The transcript has 2 exons. Gene Ontology annotation, molecular function: hydrolase activity, hydrolyzing O-glycosyl compounds. The coding region runs from base 141 to 914 and encodes 257 amino acids. NCBI's taxonomy places the organism in Eukaryota, Fungi, Ascomycota, Sordariomycetes, Glomerellales, Glomerellaceae.
CUCACGAUGCAGAAAAAAUGGCAAGCCUUGAGACUAUAAGUAACGUUCGUCUCCCCGAAGUUCGAGAGUCCCUGAAUCAGAUGCCCUUACGUCUCAGACAGCAACACUAAGUCGAAAACACACCCGAUAUACCCUUCAUCAUGCGCUCUUCGUUCUUCGCGUCUGCGCUCGUCGCCGCCAUCCCGGCGACCGCCUUGACCCGCUCGCCACAGCCGGCCUUGACCAACGGCCAAUAUGUUGUUGGUGGUUACGGGUACACCAACCGAGCCAUCUUUGACUUCGCCGGCAGAACUUCCCUCCCCCAGGGUUUGUAUGCGAGCACUUGGCCUAUCGGUGACACUCACAAGUAUGACGCCUCCAACGUUGUUGUUGGAGGCGGCUACCUGAACUUGAAGGUCCCUGGCGGCCAGACUGCAAAGCCUUACAGCUCCGCCGAAGUCUCGACGACGUUUUCAAACAUCAAGUACGCUUCUGUUCGCACUGUCGCCAUCCUCAGCGAGCCGGCGGGCGUCUGCAAUGGCGCGUUCUUCUACAAGAACGAGACUCAAGAGACUGACAUCGAGUGGCUGUCCGACCCGGCCUCCCUCAGCAACCAGGGAACUCGGAAGCUCUGGUUCACCAACCAGGACGCCGACCUCAACGGCAUCAAGACAUACAACGCCGUGACGCCUCCUUCAAACCCCACCACGACCGAGCAUGAAUAUCGUCUUGACUGGACACCGGGCCGCGUCCGUUGGUUUGUCGACGGUGUCGAAAUCUGGACCACGACCGGCGACGUUCCCAGCACCACCGGCCCCUGGGUCUUCAACAACUGGUCCAACGGCGACCAGGGCUGGAGUGCCGGACCACCCGCCACACAGGCCGACUUCAAAAUCAAGGACAUUUACAUGUACUACAACACCGCUGCUGCGUGAUGCAGACACGAAAACUCAUGAGAUAAGUCUCUUCAAGAGAUCGGACGGUAUAUGUUGAAGGUUGAUGGCAAUUGUGACGAAUCUAUGAAGCAGUCAAUUUUUGUAAUCAUUCCUGUCCUUCCAGCAUGUGUUGAAAUCUUCCUCAACCAUGCGAUUGGUACUUUAAAGUUGAAUAUGCCACUGUCGUUUCUGUACAAAUAUCAAUGUGUUUUACC